AUGCUAGGUUUACUCUGUAAGUCCUCUCUGAAUGAAGCACUCCCUGUGCUCGCCCACGGCACUAUGUGGGCACUGCUCCAUUGUUGUGCAUCAGGAGCCAUGUCGCGUUGGGUCGAGGCCAAGGUGGAAUUUAUAACUGAUGGAAUUCCACACCCAAGUGAGCGCUGGGCCUGGUGAGCUCUCACAUUUACAACCAAUGCCCCGGCGGCUCUGCCGAGACUCCUGAAUGGCAAAGCCAUUUGUCUCUGUGAAGGGCAAAGAGAGAAAGCGAGGGGGCUAUCUUUUUUUCUUCUCCUUUAAAAACAGAAUAAUGCUUUAUGUUUACGCACAGCCCCUCACACCAGCAACACAUGUUUUCCAAAGCUCUUAGAAUCGUAAUUGGAAUUAAAGAGGGGAAAGUGUGUGCAGCCCAUUGCCAAUUAGCAUUUUCUCUGCUCAGGAGAAGCUCAGGGGGGAUCAAUAGGAUAUUAAGUUUGUGUACAUAGAAAUAAGGCACACAAUCACUUCCAGCAAUUAGCAAGACUAAACGUGUGGAGAAAUGUCGACCUCCGAUGGCUGCCUGACCUGUGUUCUGUGACCAUCAUUUGCCAGUUUUCAAGCUUUGCUGAAGUGCAUUGGUACAGUUUGCUUCUAUUGGGCACAAUAGUAUUUGGCCCUGACAAACAGUAGCGAUCAACACAGCAAGGCUCAUGUCGAGUUCUGCAAACAGGCCUGGUUUUCUCUCAGCAGUGGCUAUAAACGUCUUAAGGCCAUCUUUCCAAACAUAGUGAUCAUUUGUGGUCUCAAGCUGCAGAGUAACUGUCAGUUAUCACUGAGUGGCUCUCUGAUACCUGCUCUCUGGCUGAAGUUGCACAGCCCUCCAGCAUCUCACAACCCUCCAGCAUCUCAUAACCCUCACAACAGUAGCCACAGUCCCCUGUUAUCAGCCCUGGAACCCUCAAAUAUCCCCAGGCCUGGGGCUGUCCUCUGGAGACCAAAGCAAGAGCCAUAAUGUAUUAGGUCUUGCUUGUUUUUACAGACCGUGAUAUAUCUAUAUAUAAUUCAAAGAGUGUGCUGAAUAAUCCAUGUGCUUAUUUAAUUAUUAAUUAAUGCGCAGGGCUGGGAGUGAGGGGGACGUUUUUGUGGGUUGACCUGGGUACCAGUGAUACCCCCUCCUCCAUACCAAGGUGUCAAUCCAUCCUCUUCUCCAUUGUACUUGGCAUCUCUCUAUCACUUAUUCAUCCACUGGACUCCCUGAAGAUUCAAACACAAGCAUUCCUCUUUGUGACCACUGGGAUAUAUACAUUUAUCAUAAUCUAGUUAAAUAUGAUCCCUGCUAUAUGGAAUGUAAUCAUCUAUAUUGAAUAAGAGACAAAGCAAGUGAAGUCAGGUUUGACCUGUAUGUGGUAAAUUAUGGUGUGUAACUAUGUAGUGAGGUAGAGGGGUCCAUUGUGAAGGCAAAACAGAUCCAGGGAUAUAGGGGGACUUUUUCUGUGUUUUUGUGUGCUGGGUGUGGUGAAUACCAGCGCUCCAUUCAGCAGGUAACCAUGUUGAUGGUAAUGAAACUUGCCUGCUCUCUUUGGAAAUGAGAGGCAGAGCCUGGUGUUUGGACAGCCCAUCAUGUAGUUGAUAACGAGGGGAACAUUGUGCUACAUGAACAAAGGCUGCUGCUGUGCCAGAGCCCCCUGUCUCCCCGUCCCCCACGCAGAACAGAACAGAGCAGGCAGGGAUAGGAAUGAGCGUGACUCGCAGCAGGUGGAGGCAGAUCAGCAUUUUAAAAGAGCUUUUUGUCCAGCAGCACUGGUAUUCAUCCAGACGAUUUUAUUAGCCUGAAUGCAAUUCUUCCUCAUUUCCCAUACAGCCUGGUCCUUUCACAGAGAGAAAAUAGCAGGCAGAUUUGAUUUAUGGUGCAUUAAGCUGGGCAGUCUAUCAUGGACAUCAUGUAGAUUGUGAAAACAUACCUCCAGCAGAAUAUCUCAAAAUAGAUCUGGAGGUCAUUAAAGCAUCUUUAGUGGGGAAAACCGUACAUGGAAUUGAAUUUGCAGCAUUACAAAGAGCCUGUCCUUGCACAACAUGCGUUAGAGGAGUCUCAUGAGCACACACGUCACAUAAUUUCAAAUGGGCCACAAUGUCCCUUUUUAACAAUGAAAAAUAUAUAUACUGUAUGUUCCUUAUUACAUCAGUGUGUAGUAGUCACUGAAUGUUGUCACUGAAUUUGAUCCACUUGAUCCUGUUUUCUGGGUGUUUAUCCCUCGGCUGAAUGCUAAUUUACAGCACAUACCUGUAAAGUGGGUUUAGUGACCAAUUCAUUCUGACUGCAGGGCCCCCGUGCUGCCCUGUUGUCUGAAUAUGCAUGCCUCUAACCUGUGUGUGUUGUGUGUUUCAUCUCCAGCUCAACAGAAUCCAGAGAAGGUGAAGAAGCUAGUUGUCCUCACUGCCCGUGUACACCCUGGGGAGUCGCCUGCAUCCUUCAUCUGCCAAGGUAGGUCUCUGUCUCCACCCUGGUGCUCUAUACACAUCCCUAAAACGCAUGUGCGCACACACACACACACACACACACACACACACACACACACAGACACACAGCCAAGGUGGAGCAUCUCACAAGCAGUUUAUCAAGUUCUCAUAGAAUUACAGGGAAAAAAGUGGCAAAGAAGCAGAUUAUUCAAAAAGAACCUUGGCUUCCACUCAUACCUCUUAACAUGUCUGGCAUUUGUCAGCCUGUUAUUAAGAUAGGCUCUUCAGGUGAGAGCUACUUGUUUCGUCGACAAGUCACUGAACUCCUGGAGAGUUUCUCUCCUCAACAUCAAGGACAUCUGAACUGUGAAGAAAGAGUGAGCUACAGUUAAUGAGAUGGCAGUUGAAGAGGUUUUACAUACAACAUGGACACAAGGCUACCUUAGAAAAGAAGGUGCCAUCUAGAACCUACAACGGUUAUUCGGCUGUCCCCAUAGGAGAACCCUUUGAAGAACCCUUUUUGGCUCCAGGUCGAACCUUUUUGGGUUCCAUGUAGAACCCUUUCGACAGAGGGUUCUACAUGGAACCCACAUGUAUUCUACCUGGAACCAAAAGUGGUUCUACCUGGAACCAAAAAGGGUUAUCCUAUGGGGACAGCCAAAGAACCCUUUGGGAACCCAUUUUUCUAAGAAUGAAUGUAAGACUAUUAUGUUAGCCUAUGUUUGUAGCUUGGGUUUUGGGGACAAGGGUUAAGAUUAGGGCAAGGGUCAGGGUUAGGGUUGAAGUCUGGGGUGACCUGAUCUUUACAGUUUAAGCUAAUAUCAUAGUUUAAGUUGAAGCUAAAGCUUGUCCUUGGGUCUUCUUUACUUUUCCAUUGAAAAUACAGCAUAGGAAACCGUUAAAAGCUCCCAGUCUGUGGAGUAGUGUUUGGUCACCCCAGAGCGCUGAGAGCAGACAGCACAUGUAGCUCAAUGUGACUUUAAGCUCCACUCAGGACCAGCCCCGGCUCCGACACGCAGAUGUGCAUGAAAUAAUCUCAGGAAGUCCGAGCAAUUAGAUGGCACACUCUGUGGCCUGUACCUGUGUCCCACGCUCCAUCUCUCCUCCUGCCUGCCACAUUGACUCAAUUAGAGAGCUUGUUAUGCCUCCAUUAGUGGUAACGAGCAGGACAGAGUGGGGCGGGCGGCUGGACUGGGAGGGGAGGGGUACAGGCUGGCUGUCGGCCCUCUUUGCUUCUUAUUUACCUGUCAAUUAUCCUGCUUCAGUCCAGGGCUGUGGAUGGCUUUCAGUGGCCGGUAUGUAUCUCUCUCUGUCUCUCUCUCUUUCCAACUCCCUCUCUCUCGCUUUUGCUGUCUCUGUGUCUCAUCUGUGGUAGAUAGCAUUAUCUCCCUCACUCAGUGUUUGAGGCCCUGUGGGCUAAUUAGGUCCUCUGUGCUGUCUGUUUUUAUCCCACUGUCAGCUCCAUUCCAUUUGUAUCGAUUGUGGACGGAUGUCUCAGAUUUCCCCUCAGAUUUUUAGAACGCUCUCUUUCUGCCCUUUUCUUUUUGUUUCUCAGAACUCAAUUAACUGAGGCCUUGAGUACAUUUUACUGGGAGUGUGCGUGUGCGUGUGGUUGUCCAUGCUUGCUUCUGUGUGUGAGUGAGAGAGAAUAGCUUUGAGCAUGCUGCUUUCCAGUCAUAGAGUGAAAUAACCCUGACUGUCUCUCUUGUGUAUCUCCAUGUUUUAUUGUGUUUAGGAGUGAUUGACUUCCUAGUCAGCCAGCACCCUGUGGCCCAAACCUUGCGUGACCAUGUCAUCUUUAAGAUUGUACCCAUGCUCAACCCUGACGGCGUCUACUUAGGCAAUUACAGGUAAGCGCUACUAUCAAUAUAUAAAAUCACCCUUUUCUUCAUGGACUAAAAGAGCUGUUCAGUUGUUUUAUGACAUUUACUACUGUAGUAAUUUCCAUCCUGUUGCUUGAGGUCUACCUCUGAAUAGUUGUAUGUUUCAUGGAUUCUGAUAGAGCCAUCUGACUAGGCUGCAUCACGUUGCUAGUGGUAAGGAGAGAUUAUGUGUUUGGUAUCGCCCACUGUGUAGGUCUCCUACCAGAGCAUUUAUGGCCCGCUAGAUGCUGCUGUUACAGAUAUGAAUUAAACCAAAGGCCAUGUGUGGGAAUAGCAGGAUGGGCCUUCUCAUUUUCUAUUCCUCCCUCUGCCUCCAAAGCCAGUGGCAGAGAGAAAAUGUGCAGUUUUAGAGCUAAUUUCCUGCUAUUCUAUACAUUUUGCCAUGAGGCUGAGAGAAUAUUUAGACGUUUUAAAGCUACUUUCCUGUAAUUUAAACAAAAAAAAUCAUGGCUUACGACGUGUUCAUAUACUAUCUGGGGGGCCCGACCUCCGGGGCGACCCCCCCCCAAAAAAUGUAUAAAUUGGACCCCCCUUCCCCCCACACCACUGUCCAAAGCGCCAUCCCUGGAAUAUGAACUGCUGGCUUUCCGAUUUUGCUGUCUCCUUUCUCCUCUGUUGACAGUUCAGAUCAAUGUAAUUGCUGCAGUAGUCAAUUCCCCCUCUUAUUCUCCAGUGCUUGUUGUCAAUCCAAUUGUGUGUGCAAAGACACACACACACACACAUUUACCAGAGGGGGAUGUGUUAGAGUACUUGUGUCACAGACAUAUAAACCCACACCCACUCUCCUCUUAUUUGUCUACAUAUAUUUAUUCCUUUUUAUACCUAUUUAUUGUGUAAGACAAAUCUUGCCUGUACCAUCUUGCCUGUGCCUGCCCUGCAGUGUCUCCUACACUGGGCUGAGUGUGUUUUCACAGGGUUUAGUUGUAAUGCUGCUGUUUCUGAGGCCAUAUGUUCCAGCCUCUGUUUAGCACUGAGGCACAGGCUCCAUGGGCAUCAUUUCCACCUCCCUCUCCAUAAUUGCCUUUUACUUAAUGGGGUGGACAUGAGGAAUACAAAUGUGCUGAGACUCUAGUGCUGCCACUAAAAGUGUUUGUGGCUGCCAUCUAGUGGUCGCUCCCCCGCACUGCACCCAGUCUGUCAGUGGUAAAUCACAUCUGCUCUGAUGAUGACAGGGGUUAAAAACAUCUUGUUGCUGAUUGUUGACCCUUAAAGGUUGUUUUCAUCAACUCUGGAAAAUGAUGCGGUCGGCCUGGCUGAAUGGUAAUAAGCUCCAUAUUAAUAUGAAGUGAAUAGGAGUGUUUCUCUCUGCCCCUCCCGGUGAGGCCUGAUUGGCCUUUCUGUGGGCUCAGCAGCACACUGCAUCUGGAGGGGAAUCGAACGGAUGCAUGCAGGGAUCAGAAUCAAUCAGUGCUGACCACAGAUUAGUAUUUCAGGCAUGCCUGCUUCACAUUGGCAUUGACACACAGACACAGGCCCCCGUGAAAGUCAUGGAUACUGAGCAGCAUCAGCUCAAUAGCCCAGAGUCCUUCCUUCCACAGCCACUCUAGAAUAGACUAUAAUUACUUUAUUUUUCCAGAAGAAACUUACAUUGUGGCAAGUCAGAUAACAUAAAAAUGUAUAGUAAACAUAUACACUACAUGACCAAAAGUAUGUGGACACCUGCUCAUCGAACAUCUCAUUCCAAAAUCAUGGGCAUUGCAAUGGCGUUGGUCCCCCCUUUGCUGCUAUAACAGCCUCCACUCUUCCGGGAAGGCUUUGCACUAGAUGUUGGAGCAUUGCUGUGGGGACUUGCUUCCAUUCAGCCACAAGAGCAUUAGUGAGGUCGGGCACUGAUGUUGGGCGAUUAGGCCUGGCUCGCAGUCGGCGCUACAAUUCAUCCCAAAGGUGUUUGAUGGGGUUGAGGUCAAUACUCUGUGCAAGCCAGUCAAGUUCUUCCACACUGAUCUUGACAAACCAUUUCUGUAUGGACCUCGCUUUGUGCACAGGGGCAUUGUCAUGCUGAAACAGGAAAGGGCCUUCCCCAAACUGUUGCCACAAAGUUGGAAGCACAGAAUCGUCUAGAAUGUCAUUGUAUGCUGUAGCGCAUGGUGAUCUUAGGCUUGUGUGCUGCUGCUCGGCCAUGGAAACCCAUUUCAUGAAGCUCCUGACGAACAGUUCUUGUGCUGACGUUGCUUCCAGAGGCAGUGUUACAACCGAGGACAGACGAUUUUUACGCGCUUCAGCACUCGGCUGUCCCAUUUUGUGACCUUAUGUGGCCUACCACUUCGCGGCUGAGCCGUUGUUGCUUCUAGACAUUUCCACUUCACAAUAACAGCACUUACAGUUGACCGGGACAGCUCUAGCAGGACAGAAAUUUGACUAACUAACUUGUUGGAAAGGUUGCAUCGUAUUAUGGUGCCACGUUGAAAGUCACUGAGCUCUCUCUAGGAUAUUCUGACUUGCUCAUGUAAGGGAGCCAAACCAGUCAACUACACUAAAUGUUAAGACAGGCUCAAUAAAACAUCUGUAACCUGCAAACUCUGACUAGAGGUCCUGGCUUUAGCUGCUCUUUGAUUGGAGUAGAAUUACAUUCUAGUGAAAUACAUUGGGUCCUAGAUCUCCAAUAGUGGAGCUAAAGCUAAUUGAUUGUUCAUAUUAAAUAAAAAUCUGUGUUUCUUGGGAAAGUUUGAUUGUUGAUUGAAUUGAUUAGAUAUUAACACAUACAUCCACAGCAUCAGUAGUAAUUGUAGGUAUCUGCAAAUGUUCAACUCAUGUGUGUGUGGUCAUUUCCAGGUGUUCUCUGAUGGGCUUUGACCUUAACCGUCACUGGCAGGAGCCGUCCCCCUGGGCCCACCCCACCCUCCAUGCUGUCAAGCAGCUCAUCGUCCAGCUCAGUCAAGACCCAGUGAGUCCCAAUCUCCAACCUGCUUCUAACACCUGUAUUACACACUUCGUACUGUAGUGACUGUGUGGGCCGUUUAUUCCUCACCCUGCAGCACACAACAUGCAACACAGUAUCAGAGUCAACUGAAAUUCCACAUAGAUACUAGCUAUAUAAAACACCUGAGUUGAGGUUUGAACACUGUUCUGAAUCUAAACUCUAUUUCCAGUUGACUUAGUUCAGAAGGUUAUGCACUCAUGUGGUUGAGAACUAUAGAAAGGUGUGCUGUGGGAUUGAUACUCAGCAGCUCUCUGUAAAGUGUAGGUCUCUGGGACAUUAGAUUGUACUGAGGGGCAAGUGUCUGUAGUGUACUCUAUAUUCAGCUUGCACUUUCUUUGUUAGAGGAACGGGCCCUUGUGUUUUUUUGCCUUCGUGUUAAUUAUAAGUGGAAACGCAGGUUGUUAGAUUACUGAAGGUCAGAGUCUGUCCUGGGAAUCGUCUGCCCUUUCUUACACUUUCUAAUCCUGAUAAGACCAGGGCGUUCUGCUGAGCAAAGGGGCACGGCUCUCAGCUUAACCUUUUCCCCCAGCGCUGAUAUGCUGAUCGAUGGGCUCCUUCACGGCAGAGUGAUCCACUCAUGUCCCUCACACUUCUGCAAACUACACACACACACACAUCCAAACACACACCACACAUAGGUACAUAGGUACUCUCUCUCUCUCUCUCUCUCUCUCUCUCUCUCUCACACACACAGACACACACCCACACACAGACACACACCCACACACAUUUGCAUUCACUGUCAUACUCUACAUACACUACAUACAUACUAAUGGGCGGCAGGUAGCUUAGUGGGUAAGAGCAUUGUGCCAGUAACCGAAAGGUCGCUGGUUCUAAUCCCCGAGCCGACUAGGUGAAAAACCUGUCGAUGUGCCCUUGAGCAAGGCACUUAACCCUAAUUGCUCCUGUAAGUCGCUCUGGAUAAGAGCGUCUGCUAAAUGACCAAUUUUUUUUUUUUUUUUUUUUUUUUUUUUUAUACUCACACGCAUACAUUGUUUUCCCUCACAGUCUCACUCCAAUGCACUCCAACUCCCAUAGAGAACAUGCACAUGUAGCUCAGUGCAGAGCCAAGGGCUGAGAGAGAGAGCCUCUGUCUGCCUGCCCACAUGUGUAAUUAUGAUUCCACUGGCUGAUCCAGUGGCUGGAAGGAGAACUCUCAUUAAGCUCUCCACCUCUCCACCAACUCUGGACCCCACAGCACCCUCAGCACUACAUUCAUCCAUACAGUACAAUCCCAACCAGGGCCAUGUGCCCACAUCUCUCAGCCCCAGUCUCUCCAUCCUAUCCCCUGGCCUGGAUGUGGCCGACUGGCCCUGUCAGAGGAGAGACCUGGCCGCCUCUCUCCAGCUAAUCACAUCAGACACAGCACUCAGAUCUGGGGCUCCCAGAUGCCAAUCCCAGUGCCAGCUCUAUGGCCAGGGGCCUGGCCCUCCAUCCACUGCUGUCUCACACUGUGCACAUCCACUAAUGAGGCUACAAGACCACGGUCUGAGGACAACAGGAGGAGAUCAUGCCGGGCUAACAUGCUCCUCUUUAUUUGUCCGCUUCCCUCUAGCUGGCAGAUGGUAGCAGACGCAGAGGAUUCCAAGCUGUCAACGGCCAUUUGA
Messenger RNA from Coregonus sp. 'balchen', 8846 nucleotides. The record is from the annotation of a GenBank genome assembly. NCBI's taxonomy places the organism in Eukaryota, Metazoa, Chordata, Actinopteri, Salmoniformes, Salmonidae.